This is a messenger RNA of Ophidiomyces ophidiicola, 1164 nucleotides long. RefSeq names its product Transcriptional activator (gene HAP2). Gene Ontology annotation, cellular component: CCAAT-binding factor complex. The transcript has a single exon. Bases 1 to 1164 code for a protein of 387 amino acids. Gene Ontology annotation, biological process: regulation of transcription by RNA polymerase II. The record is from RefSeq and is a predicted model, not a curated record. Gene Ontology annotation, molecular function: DNA-binding transcription factor activity, RNA polymerase II-specific; RNA polymerase II cis-regulatory region sequence-specific DNA binding. Lineage: Eukaryota; Fungi; Ascomycota; Eurotiomycetes; Onygenales; Onygenaceae.
AUGGACUACCCGCCGCCAUACGCGCCGUCACAGCAGCCGCCGUCGCACGCGCCGCACGCCAACAACCCGCCCUCCGCGCCGCUGCACGCCCACCAGGGCUCGCCCAUCCUGCCCUCGCAGUCGCACUACCCGCCCGGCGCCGCCGCACCGCCGUCCGCCGCCCAAGUGCAGCAGCAGAUGAGCUUCUCGCAGCCGUACGUGGCCAUGCCACCCGCCGCCUACGGUAUCUCGCCCACCCAGGCCGCCGCCAUGGCCACCGCCGCCGCCUCCGGCCAGUUCUUCCCGCUGCACCAGGACUCCAUGGGCGCCCUGGCCGGCCCGCCCGCCCGCUCCUCGCCGCGCAUGGCCCACGUCUCCAAGGACCGUCACGCCCGCUCCCCACAGCAGAUGGCCGCCGUGCCCGCCGCGCUGCAGCAGCAACAACAGCAUCAACAACAGCAACAACAACAACAGCAGCAGCAGCAGCAACAGCAACAACAGCAACAGCAGCAGCAGCGUCGCAUGAGCCAGCAGAUGACUAGCCCGCACGGCCAACCGGCGACGCUCACACACGCGCUCACGCGGCCCGGCGCGGCGCAAGCCGGCAUGCCUCCACCGUCCGCAGCAGCAUCCGCAGCGGGCCACCCAUCCGUGCAGCAAAGCCAGCCGUCACCGGAAGUCGUCACGGCAGCCGCAGCAGCGGCAGCGGCAGCGGCAGCACCGCCGGUCGAGGAGUCGCCGCUGUACGUCAACGCGAAGCAGUUCCACCGCAUCCUCAAGCGGCGGGUGGCGCGGCAGAAGCUCGAGGAGCAGCUGCGGCUCACGUCCAAGGGCCGCAAGCCGUACCUGCACGAGUCGCGCCACAACCACGCGAUGCGCCGCCCGCGCGGGCCCGGCGGCCGCUUCCUGACCGCCGACGAGGUCGCCGCCAUGGAGAAGGCCCAGAAUGCCAGCGCCACCGGCGUCGAGAAUAUCCCCGCGCCGCUCCACGGCAUGCCGGGAGGCAAGAGUGGUUCGUCGGCCAUGGGUGGUGGUGGUGGUGGAGUGAGUGCUGGGCCGAAGCGUAAGGCGAGCAGCACGUUGGUUAGCCAGACUAAGAAGUCCAAGCAGCCCGGCUCGCAUCAGCAGCGCAUGCAGAUGAUGGGCGGAGGUGGCCUGCACGACGAUGGCGACGAUGAUGGUUGA